Messenger RNA from Frankliniella occidentalis (western flower thrips), 1666 nucleotides. RefSeq names its product N-lysine methyltransferase KMT5A-like. The transcript is spliced from 4 exons. Gene Ontology annotation, molecular function: protein binding. Lineage: Eukaryota; Metazoa; Arthropoda; Insecta; Thysanoptera; Thripidae. Bases 279 to 836 code for a protein of 185 amino acids. The record is from RefSeq and is a predicted model, not a curated record.
GUCGGGCGCGGGGCUGGGCGGGGGGCUGUGUCCCUCUCCUCACUCUGCCUGCGAUUUUCGUUCUUCUCGUUUCGGUCUAGCCGAGCCCCGGAGAACAGUAUAGGUAUCUCGCCCCAUCCGCCCGGCAGCCUUGUGCGUUUCCAGUCCUCUGCUUUCGUGUUCAGCCGCCCCCCUUCUCCUCCGGGCUCGACUGCAUUGACUGCAGUCACUCGCGAGGGAAAAGAGUUCGCCGGUCUCCGCUUAGUUCUGUGCUGCCUGAUCUCUUCCUGCGGAGCGACAUGGGUCGUCGCAAGGAGAAGUACGCAACUUCCAGUGCGCGGAGGCGGAGCCGACACGCCACCGCUGCGAAAAAGCUGAAGAGGCACCGGAUAUGCCGUGUCACCACGAGGUCCAUGGUUCCAUCUGCCCCAAAACCUACAUUUCAAGGAGACGUCAGUGGCCUUGAGAUGCGGGUUUUCAACGACAAGGGGCGCGGCGUGGUCGCCACACGCCACUUCCCGCGCGGCAGGCUGCUCCUGCAGUACAAGGGCGAGCUGCUCAGCAAGCGGCAGGGCCUUCAGAGGGAGCAAGACCUGCCCGAGGAGAGCGGCUCGUUUCUUUACUUCUUCCCCUUCAAGGGCAAGCAGUACUGUAUCGAUGCUUCCGCUGAAACUGGCGACCUUGGGCGCCUUGUUAACCACAGCCGCUCCACUCCAAACGUCAUCCCCCGAGCGCUGCCGGGGCCAAUCAUUGUGUUCGAGGCGCUGCGCGACAUCGAGCCCGGGCAGGAGCUGCUGUUCGACUAUGGGGAGAGACGGAGUGAAUUUUUACUUAAGUUUCCGUGGCUGAAAAAUUGACCCGGGUGGAAGGAUUUACAGUUUUAACUGCAUCGGAUGUGUUGCUUUUAAUUGAACUUCAAUUUUGAGUUUAACAUAUGAAAAUAUCAAGUCUUUCUUCAAGAAAAUUCUAGUCAUGACUUCAUUUAAAAUGCAAAAUUCUUCAGCAUAACUACAAUUAACUUAUUUGUUUCUGUAGUGUAAACUGCAGUAAAACUACAAGUUAUUUGAGACAACUAUAGUUUUCUUCCAGUUUUACUGACACUUUCCUGUCAGCUGGGAUGUCAGCAGCCUAGACAGUUGUAGACAGUUUGCACUAUUAGUUGAGUGCAGUCUUCUAGUUGUAAAAUUCUAAUGUUUCUUGAAGUUUUACUAACAAAAACAAUGUAUCUUUUUCUAUGGGAAGACUGAAUUUUAAGUGUCAAAAUUACUUUGGUUAAAAAGAAGGCACAAGACUAGCUUAGAUACAGUAUGGUGUGUAGUUUAACAGGACUGCCUUUUGCAGGAAUAAAAUUUUGCAAACUCCUAUUUGCACCUCUCUUCAAAGACUUACAUAAAAAUAUAACAAAAUGUACUGCUCCCUCCAUCAAUAACACACUUAUAAGUUCUGUUUGAAAGCAUUUUUAUUGUCCUCUAGUCAUGCUCCAUAGUAUAUACAGUCUUCCUUUCUUUAGUUAAAAUGUAACUUAAAAAAACAAGCACCAGUAACAUUUCCGUCAUCUUCUAUAAAUUCCACCCAGUAACAUUGCAUAAUCAGCGUAUUGUUACUUGUACAAACUAGGUCUGUUUGUUUUGAUUGAGCCUGGAAGCAAAUAAACAUUGGUUAAUAAAUAUUUUUGUACUGUGACAAA